This is a messenger RNA of Saccharomycopsis crataegensis, 552 nucleotides long. RefSeq lists its product as uncharacterized. The record is from RefSeq and is a predicted model, not a curated record. Bases 1 to 552 code for a protein of 183 amino acids. The transcript has a single exon. Lineage: Eukaryota; Fungi; Ascomycota; Saccharomycetes; Ascoideales; Saccharomycopsidaceae.
AUGAACUUGUACCAAGCUGUUAAGGUUUCUGGUAGUGAGGAAUCUUUAGGUAGAGGUUUUAUGAUCGUCUUGAAUGAUAGAAUCGCUUCGGGUAUCUGGACCACUAAGCAAAAUGUGGAUGCUAUGAAUACUUUCAGAGCUUUUGAACAGGGUUACUUGGGUACAAUUAUGAAUGAUGAAAUAGAAUAUUACUAUCCUCCAACAAGACCAAACGGCUUCCACUAUUUUAAUAUUUCAAAUGUCACCGAGGCAAGUCAAAUUCCAGAAGUCAUCAUCUUGUAUUCUUAUCAAGGCCUCAAUCCAAAUUUGGUCAAGGUAGCUAUUAAACAACUAGGUGCCAAAGGUAUUGUUUUGGCUGGCUCUGGUGCUGGUUCAUGGAGUAAUUCUGGUGAAAUUAAAAAUAAGGAAAUGUAUGAAAGUAUAAUAUUCCAAUUGUUUACUCGCCGUACAAUGGCUGGUUCAGUUCCAAAAGAUGAUGUUCCAGAUUAUGGUAUCGCAUCUGAGUUUAUUAACCCACAAAAAGCUCGUAUCUUAUUGCAAUUGAGUUUGUAA